Molecule: messenger RNA, 1587 nt
Organism: Talaromyces marneffei
Lineage: Eukaryota; Fungi; Ascomycota; Eurotiomycetes; Eurotiales; Trichocomaceae
Exons: 5
Coding region: 1-1587 (528 amino acids)
Biological process (GO): transmembrane transport
Molecular function (GO): transmembrane transporter activity
Source: RefSeq, a predicted model, not a curated record
AUGUCGGGACAGACAGAUGUGGAAAAAGGACAACUUCCCGCUGCCGAUUUCGAAGGGAUAGAUAAGGGCGACGCGACACCAUCAACAAAUCCAAGUCUGGAUCCAUCAAUAGGCGCCCAGGAUGAAACAAAGCCAGCCAAAGAUCUGUCGGGCGAGGUAUACCCAGAAUCGGAUAUGGAGAAAGGGCUUGUCGGCUGGGAGGGCCAGGAUGACCCCGAGAAUCCACGGAACUUCACAAGUGCUCAGAAGAUUAGGAGUAUGACACUGAUAGCGGCAAUUACAUUUUUGAGCCCGUUGAUUUCAACAAUAAGCGCACCUGGUGUCAGCUAUAUGGAUGCCGAAUUCCACAACUCAUCAAGCAUUCUAGCCUCACUAGCAGUCAGUAUUUUUGUUCUUGGUUUUGCGGCUGGACCUUUGAUUAUAUCGCCAUUGAGUGAAAUAUACGGCCGACAAAUUGUGCUAAACAUUUGCAACUCCCUUCUGACAUUAUGGCAAAUCGGAUGUGCAUUAGCGCCCAACAUUGGCUCACUGAUCGCGUUUCGAUUCUUGGCUGGUGCCGGUGGCUCUGCGUGUCUAUCGAUCGGCGGUGGAAUCAUCUCCGACCUAUUCACAACUCAGCAGCGUGGUCUAGCGGCUUCCGCUUAUACAUUCGGGGCACUAUUUGGACCAAUUAUCGGACCAAUGAUCGGCGGAUUCAUUGCCCAGAGAGCUGGUUGGCGAUGGGCUUACUGGGUGGCUCUAUGUGCUGCUGGAGUCGUCAGCGUUGGUAACAUUUUUCUCAGUGCUGAGACCAGCCCGACCAUUCUAUUGCGACGAAAAACCAAUAGACUACGCAAGGAAUUGACUCGUCCAGAACUACAAUCCGUUCUAGACGCAAAAAGCGGAACGGAUACCUCCUCCAUCUUAGUACUUCGUCGCGGAAUGAUCAGGCCCCUAAGGAUGCUGUUCUUGACUCCAAUUCUACUCUGCCUGUCGACGUAUGUGGCUUUUGUGUUUGGCUUGUUAUAUCUUCUUUUCACUACCCUGACAUCUCUUUACAUUAAUACAUAUCACUGGCAACCAGAACUUUGCGGACUGGCCUAUUUGGGAUUAGGCCUGGGGUGCAUGACUGGAAUCAUAACGGUUGCAAAAACAUCUGAUGCCACCAUAAUCCGUCUUACAAAAGCAAACAACGGCGUUUAUGAGCCGGAAAUGAGACUAGCAAGCUGUGUUCUAUUUGCGCUAUUCGUUCCUAUCAGUUUCUUCUGGUACGGCUGGUCUGCAGACUACGCCGUUCACUGGAUAGUGCCGAUUCUUGGGUUGAUCCCGUUCGGAUUUGGCAUGAUGGGAAUUCUCAUUCCUGUUCAGACCUACUUUAUUGAUGUAGGAGGACAUUUUGCUGCAUCGGCUUUGUCAGGCCUGACGGCAUUCCGAUGUCUGUUUGGAGGAUUGCUUCCUCUUGCUGGGCCAAAAAUGUAUGAGGCACUGGGUCUCGGAUGGGGUAACUCUCUGUUGGGGUUUCUCAGUCUUGGUCUUAUUCCUGUUCCGGCGAUUAUCUAUAAAUAUGGAGGUGCCAUACGCAAGAAAUGGCCCAUUCAAUUGAGAUAG